Messenger RNA from Punica granatum (pomegranate), 2993 nucleotides. Lineage: Eukaryota; Viridiplantae; Streptophyta; Magnoliopsida; Myrtales; Lythraceae. The record is from RefSeq and is a predicted model, not a curated record.
UUCAGCUGUCAGCUUCCUCUGCCUGUUCUCGCUAAUGGGCCAUUCCUUAAGUUUAUUCGAAAGUUUGCUUCUUAAUGCUUCAAUCAAUCUGCUCUGUUCUUCUUCAGUAGCCAGUGCUUGGGUUACUGUUUACCCUUCUUGUAUUGGGAAUCAGUUGGAUAGGUUCUCAUGGAUUACAAGCUCCAAUGGGCGUUAUAAUCUCUUCGCAUAUUGAUAUACGCUUAUACAUACGUGUUUGUUUUUGGGUUAUAAUCCUAUGUUCUCAUUUUCUGUUCAAUCGAAUUCUUUGUGCUGGUUCUUUAGCAUCUGAUGCCUUUCAUGUUGACUGUCACUGUUCUUUAAAAUUUUAAUAGAGAACUGUCAGUUUCGUUUGCUAUGGACACACCUCUCGGUGUAGACAUGGCGAUGGAAGACGAAUACGUUUCCCAGUCUAAGCUGCUUCAAGACUUCAUCAACAUCUGUGACAUUGAUAAGGCUUGGACAGUCAAGUCUGAGAAUGCAGGAUCACAGGGAAUGUUUCUGGUUAGCCAACCGAAUCUCCUCACGGACAAGAUGAGGAAGUUCAUUGUAUCUGCUCAUAUUUCAAAAGGGAAUACUGCUUCUGUGACCUUCCAUUGGUCCCUGUUUCCCGUAGAGAUGACUGGGGUUUCCACGAUCGUUCCUUCACCCUCGGGUUUGAAGCUUCUUGUGGUUCGAAAUCCUGAGAACAAUUCCCCCACGAAAUUGGAAAUCUGGGGGCAGGGUCAACUUGAGAAGGAGUUCCAAAUCCCCCAAUCUGUCCAUGGUUCUGUGUACACUGAUGGAUGGUUUGAGGGCAUCUCUUGGAACUCAGAAGAGACUAAUAUUGCCUAUGUAGCUGAAGUACCGGCUGCCAUGAAGCCCAUAUUCACUAGCUCCGGAUAUAGUAAAGGUGGGUCAAAUGAGAAGGACUGCAGCAGCUGGAAAGGUCAGGGGGAGUUUGAAGAUGAUUGGGGUGAAACCUAUGCGGGGAAAAGGAAACCUGGGAUCUUUGUGAUUAACCUUGAAAGUGGUGAGGUACGAGAUGUUAAAAGGAUUUCGAAAUCCUUAAGUGCUGGCCAAGUUGUGUGGGCCCCAAAAGCAGAAGGAGUUGAGUAUCUGGUUUAUGUUGGGUGGCCUGCCAAUAGAAGAAAGCUCGGUAUGAAGUACUACCAGGCUAGGCCUUGUUCACUAUACUCAGUCAAGUCCCCUUUCUCUUGUGAAACUAAUGAAGUCGAAUUCAAGGAUGAAGAUUUCCCCAUAUAUAACCUGACUUCAAGCAUAAGCAGUUCGUUCUAUCCUCGAUUUAGUCCCGAUGGGAAGUACCUUGUGUUCAUAUCUUGCAAGAGUGCUGCAGAUUCUGGGGUUCACUGGGCGACCAAUUCGCUCUAUAGAUUAGAUUGGCCCAGAGAUGUGAAAUUGAAGUCAUCUGCGACAAUUUUUUGUGUGAUUCCUGUUAUCAUGAACUCAGAGGAAGGAUCCUUUCCUGGGCUGUACUGCAUAGAUCUUCUUACUCAUCCAUGGCUUUCUGAUGGUCGGACUAUGAUCUUAAUGUCCACAUGGCACAGCGUUGAUGUGAUACUUGCAAUCAAUGUGCUAAGUGGGACUGUGUCCCGUGUCAGCCCGACCGACUCAAUCUCAUCGUGGAGUUUUCUUGCACUGGAUGGGGACAAUAUCCUUGCUGUGUCUAGCAGUCCAGUAGAUGUUCCCCAAAUCAAGUACGGGCAUCUUGUCCAGAAAUCAAUCGGAAGAGAUUCCUGGAAUUGGUUGGAUAUUCCGAGUCCGAUCUCCAAAUGCUCUGAAACGGUUGAGAAGUCACUUUCAACUCUUCAGUGCAGCAUCGUGAAGAUACCAGUUAAGGAUGUUUCUGAUUGUAAAACAAAAGGUUCCUCCCAACCUUACGAAGCUAUUUUUGUGUCUUCAAAGGCCUCCAAUCCUUUGAUAGUAAUCCUUCAUGGGGGUCCACAUUCCGUCUCUGUGACGAGCUUUACGAAGACGUCAGCUUUCCUUUCUUCACUUGGAUUUAACUUGCUGAUCGUAAACUACAGGGGUUCAUUAGGAUUUGGUGAGGAAGCAUUGCAAUCUCUUCCAGGGAAAGUCGGUUCUCAGGAUGUGAACGAUGUAAUCGUGGCCAUAGAUCAUGUGAUUGACUUGGGACUUGCCAGCCCGUCUAAGAUGGCUGUUAUUGGCAUUUCCCAUGGUGGAUUCUUAACCACCCAUCUGAUUGGCCAGGCCCCCGAUAGAUUUGCUGCUGCAGCAGCAAGGAAUCCAGUAUGUAACCUCGCACUAAUGAUCGGCACUACUGACAUCCCGGAUUGGUGCUAUGUGAUAUCAUAUGGCUCGGCAUGGAAGGAUAAUUACACUGAAGCCCCUUCUAUGGAGCACCUGUCUCUUUUCCACAGCAAGUCUCCGAUUUCUCACAUCUCCAAGGUCAAGACACCGACUCUCUUCCUCCUCGGAGCUCAGGAUCUUCGAGUUCCAGCUACCAAUGGACUACAGUAUGCUCGAGCAUUGAAGGAAAACGGCGUCGACUGUAAAAUCAUUGUGUUCCCUAAUGAUGUUCACAGCAUCAAGAAUCCUCACUCUGAUUUCGAGAGCUUCCUCAAUGUCGGUGUGUGGUUCAAGAAAUACUGCACCUGAUCAGGUAGCGGCGUAAACAUCCUUCUCUAUGGUGAAUCCUCCAGUGCCCGAGAUCCCCAUCAUUAGAAGAUCCAAGAAUGCUGGAAAUAAUUUCAUGUCGUCUGAAGAAUAAUCAUCGCGACUUAACGAAUUAAAGGAGCAGAAAGUUCCAUAAUUAACGUAAGUUAACUCGGUCUGUGGGUUUGACCUCUCAUGGAACUCUUGGUGAACAUGCGUGUUUGAAGCUAGCAAUCAGGGUCCGUAACUUGCUUGUGCAUCCUGAUGAUGUGAAUUCACCGAGAAUAUUGAAGGACCUGAUUGAACAUGUUGCGAGGAUGUGCAUUGAGAGAUAUACAAACUGUUAUUGAUUGAACUAA